GGCUCGUGGGGUCGGAGAUCGAACUGGGCCCAAGUCCCAACUUCCCUCUCGCAACAAACCGCGCCCAUCUCCUCCGCUGCUACAUUUCUUCCUCCCCCCCGGCGAUCAUUGACAGAGAGAAAGCGGUCACAAGCGCAGACGAGCGAGAGAGGGGAGCAAGACCGAGAGUGUUACAAAAAUGAUACCGCAGCAGUGGGCGCCGCCUUGCGGAAAAGAGUGCACGAACAAGUAUGCAAUGCUGACGCAGAUUCCAUGGCGAGUAUUUUGCAAAAAGGGGUGUGAUGCUGAUGCAGAGACGUGGGAAGAAUGCUUGGAGGAGUGCAAUGAGUUAUGCUAUAAGGACCCUGUAUUAAAGGACCGCCAGUGGAGUGCCUACAUUGACCGUUCUCCUGGAGCUGCCAGCCACUCAGAGGAGUGUUUUCGUGCUUGCGUAUCUGGCUGUGGUUACAAGUUUGAUAUUCCUUCAAAGGAAGUUGAUAAAGUUCGUCCGAACAGGCCACCUAAGCCUCCCCCUGUCCCAAAGCCUAUUCGACCACCUGUUGAUCCCAAUGUGACGGCUGAAGACGUACUUAGCACUUCUGCAUAACGAGAAACCAGGCAUAGUGUUGCUGACAAAAUAUCAGAAACUAACAAAUUGGUGAGCAUUGCAGGAACAUCUUUUUUGCCACAUAAGUUCAGAUCAGUUCUACCUUAGGCUCUCUCUGUUAACUGAUGAAGUACAUCUUUUUUAUUCCUCAUUGGGUUCCUCAAUCUUCAUAUCACCUAGCAACUGGCACUCAUUCCUUUUUUAUAAGCAUACCCUGGGUAACCAAAGUGCAGUUUGGGUCCCUGUUCAAUAUUGAUGGAGACAGAGAAGUAACUGAUAGAUUUUGUACCAAGUUUCAUGUUAGGAAUAUUUGGUCAAUCAUGCUUCAUCCAGGUAGAAAUUUUGGCAUAUCUAUUUUUUCAGAAAUAACCACCUGUAUUAUGAUAGACUUUGGACUAGCCCCAUCCUAUAUAAAUUCCGUCCAACCUAGUUUAAUGAGAUUGUGUUUUUAUAUUUA
Molecule: messenger RNA, 1043 nt
Organism: Juglans regia (Persian walnut)
Lineage: Eukaryota; Viridiplantae; Streptophyta; Magnoliopsida; Fagales; Juglandaceae
Exons: 5
Coding region: 179-586 (135 amino acids)
Source: RefSeq, a predicted model, not a curated record